AUGGAUCGUUAUUUCAAGAAACUUUCUUCCGUUGAUUCUUCAUCAGUUGAACCUUCACUUCUUCAACCUCAAGAAUCAUCCAAUGAAAAUAAAAAUAAGGUUGAUUUAGAGAAUCUCCCAAGUGAUCCAGGAGAACGACCUGAUAUAAUGAGUUAUCCACCAAAUUUAAUAGAACAAGUUCGCAGAGCUUACUUACUUAAAGGUCCGUGUCAACCACGUAAUCAUGAUUUUCGUCCUACAGUAGAUGGAAAUCGAAAACGUAAAUUUGUCUCACAUUGGUUUGAUGAAUUUAAGGAUUGGUUGGAAUAUAGUGUUACGAAGGAAGCAGCUUUUUGUUUAUAUUGCUAUCUUUUUUCAAGACUCCACGGAAAUGGACAAGACGCUUUUGUAUCAGGGGGAUUUACGGUCUGGCGCAAGAAAGAAAGAUUAAGAGAUCAUGUUGGAAACCAUAAAAGUGCUCAUAACAGGUGUAGAUUAGCAUGUGAGGAUUUGAUGAAUCAAGCCCAACACAUUGAGGUCUCUUUUGCAAAACAGUCAACACAGUCUAAGCUUGAUUACCGCCUGCGAUUAAAUGCAACGAUUAUUUCUCUUCGUUAUCUUAUAAUGCAAGGAUUGCCUUUCCGCGGUCAUGAUGAGUCAGAAGAAUCAUUAAAUCAAGGUAAUUUUCUUGAGUUCUUGAAAGUUAUUUCUUCUUGCAAUGAAGAGAUAGCUAGUGUUGUGCUAAAAAAUGCUCCGGAAAAUCUCAAUCUUACAUCACCAGAUAUUCAGAGAGAUAUUAUAAAUGCAUUUGAUGUUGAGACAACAAAAGCUAUUGUACAUGAUAUGGGAAAUGAAUUUUUCUCUAUAUUAGUCGAUGAGUGUCGAGAUGUAUCUGUCAAAGAGCAAAUGGGUGUUGUAGUACGAUAUGUGGACAAGUAUGGAUGUGUUAUAGAACGUUUUCUUGGUGUUGUUCAUGUUAGUGAUACAGCUGCAACCUCACUUGAGAAAGCACUUGAUUAUUUGUUAUCUACUUAUGAUUUAAGUAUAUCUAGUUUGAGAGGUCAAGGAUAUGAUGGCGCAAGCAAUAUGAGAGGAGAAUUCAAUGGAUUGAAGAGUUUGAUACUCAAGAGAAAUUCUAGUGCUUAUUAUGUACAUUGCUUCGCUCAUCAGCUUCAGCUCACAAUUGUUGCUGUUGCUAAAAAACAUAAAAUUGUCGGGUCUUUUUAUAAUUCUAUCUCUCGUUUGUGUAAUACUGUUGGAGGUUCUUGUAAGCGCAGAGAUAUACUUCGGGAGAAACAGAGAGAGAAUAUUAUUAAAGAGAUUGCAAGUGAUGAAAUAAGCACGGGAAGAGGACUAAAUCAAGAAAUGUCAUUGAAGCGACCUGGAGAUACUCGUUGGAGUUCACAUUACGGUACUCUUGUCAGCUUGAUACAUUUAUAUUCUUCUAUUGUUGAUGUUCUUGAGUAUGUUGGGGAGGAUGGUCAUGACGAUUCAAUAAGGGCUGAAGCUGAUGAUGUGUUAGAAAUUAUAAAUAGUUUUGAGUUUGUCUUUGUGUUACAUCUGAUGAAGCAAAUCUUGGGAAUUACACAUGAACUCUCUCAAGUGCUACAAAAGAAAGAUCAAGACAUUGUUAAUGCGAUGAAUCUUGUCAAGGUAGCAAAAUCACGUCUGCAAAUAAUGAGGGAAAAAGAUUGGGAUAUAUUGCUUGCUGAUGUUUCUAGGUUUUGUAGCAAAUAUGAUCUGGAUGUGCUUGACAUGGAAGAUGAGUUUGUAGCUCGAAAAAAAGGAAGACGUAGAGCUGAGAAAAUGAAGAAUCUCCACUAUUAUCGAGUUGAGCUCUUUUGUUCUGUUAUUGACUUGCAAGCUCAGGAGUUGAAUCAACGUUUUAAUGAAGUCAACACAGACUUAGUUUUAUGCAUGUCAUGUUUUGAUCCUAGGGAUUCAUUUUCUGCAUUUGAUUUGGAGAAGCUGCUUCGUCUUGCACGGUAUUAUCCUUCUGAAUUUUCUGAAGUUGCUUUGUCUGAGCUUGAAAAUCAACUUGAGAACUUUAUUUUCGAUGUGCGCAUAGAUGAAAAGUUUUCACAAAUAUCAGGAAUCAGUGGUCUUGCUCAAAAGAUGGUUUCUACAAGGAAACAUGAAGUUUUUCCAAUGGUUUAUUUAUUAGUUAAGUUGUCAUUGAUUUUACCAGUUGCCACUGCAUCAGUAGAAAGAGCCUUUUCAGCAAUGAAGAUCAUCAAGACUUCUCUACGUAAUAGCAUGUGA
Messenger RNA from Salvia hispanica, 2241 nucleotides. The record is from RefSeq and is a predicted model, not a curated record. NCBI's taxonomy places the organism in Eukaryota, Viridiplantae, Streptophyta, Magnoliopsida, Lamiales, Lamiaceae.